Seriola dumerili (greater amberjack) is the source of this 1231-nucleotide messenger RNA. RefSeq names its product GTPase IMAP family member 4-like. The record is from RefSeq and is a predicted model, not a curated record. Bases 1 to 960 code for a protein of 319 amino acids. Gene Ontology annotation, molecular function: GTP binding. NCBI's taxonomy places the organism in Eukaryota, Metazoa, Chordata, Actinopteri, Carangiformes, Carangidae. The transcript is spliced from 3 exons.
AUGAGUAGCAUCAUCACAUAUUACGCCUCUGGUCUCUACAACUUUGCUCUCCCUGUCUGGAACCUAAUCGCUAAAUAUGUCUUCAGGUCAGAAGCUACCACGACCUUCAACAACAAUGAACAACUAAGGAUUGUGAUGUUGGGGAAGACUGGAGUUGGAAAGAGCGCCACAGGAAAUACCAUUUUGGGAAAAACAAGCUUCAAAUCAAACUGCUCCCCUAAAUCUCUGACUUCACAGUGUGAAAAGGUCUAUGGUGACGUUGGUGGACAAAGGGUCGCUGUCAUUGACACUCCAGGUCUGUUUGACACCAGGAAUGUUCAGAAGGAAACUAUUGAAGUUAUUGCUCAGUGCAUUUCUUAUGCUUGUCCUGGACCCCAUAUCUUCCUGGUCAUAAUCAGCCUGGACAGAUACACAGAGGAAGAAAAGCAGUCGGUGCAGAAGAUCCAGGAAAUCUUUGGCGAGGACGCAGACAAAUACAGUAUGGUUCUCUUUACCCACGGUGACAAGCUCAAAGGCAGAUCUAUUGAGGAGUUCUUGAAGGAGAGCGAACACCUGCAGGAACUCGUGGCCAAAUGUAACGGCCAUUACCAUGUCUUCAAUAAUGAGGUGAAGAAUCGCUCGCAGGUGACCGGGCUGCUCGAGAAGAUUCGAAGCAUAAAUGUGCUGAAUGGAGGAAGCUGCUACACCAAUGAGAUGUUCAAGAAGACAGAGAGUGCAAUUGAAGAGAAGUUUCAACAAAUCCUGAGGGAGAAAGAAGAGCAAAUGCAGAAGGAGUGGGAGGAGCUGAGAAAGGAAAUAGAGGCAAAGUAUAAAAAGAAGCUGAGGAAAGUGAAAGAGAAAACGAAAGAAGAAGCGGAGAACAGCAGUUCAGUAAUGGAUUUGAUAACUGUUUUUAUCAUGAGUUGUGUUUCUCCUUUAAAAGACAGUUUCAUGAAAUACAUAAAACAGCAAAACAAUUGACCAAUAAUAUGUCCCAGCAGCUCUCAUAUAACCCACACACAAAUGGUCCCAGCAGUGGCCAUUUAAGUCUCAUGUGUGACGAAUCAUUCAGAUUAAGAAAAAGAAUACUCACAAGGUAGAAUUAGAAAUAUAACCAAAUUCCUCCACAUUUUUAAGUUAGUAUAGAACAGAGUGGUAUUCAUGAGUGUUAAUUAUUGUUUAAUGACUUAUUUUGUUAACAAUAUUGACGUUAACUGGUGAUAUUAAUCUCACAAGAUGAUAAAUCAUUGUU